GGUUCUGCUUCCAGUCCAAACAACUUAGCAAAAUGGGAUUUUAUUGAGAACCCCGUACUCUUUCUGCAAGUGAGAAUCACACAAUGGAUGGCUUUGAAGCCAAGUUUCCACAGAACCCAGCUCUCAAAACCCAAAAGAUAGUCCUUGGAGCUCAAAUUUGCUUGAGAAUUUUGGCUAUUGCGACUUCACUGGCUGCGACAUGGGUGAUGCUCACUAGCAAACAAUCGGAAGAAAUUAUCGGCAUCACCUUUUAUGCUCGAUAUAGCUAUUCUUCUAGUAUGAAGUUUUUUACUUUUGCAAAUGCUGUUGCAUGUGCCUUCUCUGUGCUGUCCUUGCUGUUUGUUUUAUUUUUAUGUCGUCCAGGCCUAAGUUCUGCAAACUACUUCUACUUGUUCUUACAUGAUUUGUUUAUGAUGUCGCUGGUUCUUGCUGGAUGUGCGGCUGCAACAGCAGAGGGAUACAUCGGACGGUAUGGGAACGGCCAUGCGGGUUGGUCUCCAAUUUGUGAUCACUUUGGCAAAUUCUGCAACAAAAUGACAAGUUCUGUGAUACUUUCAUACUUGUGUCUCUGUUUCUUACUCAUGCUUACAAUCCUCUCUGCUAGUAAGUCCAGACAGGUUCAGGUUUUUAAUUAGAGAGUUUUAGCGUAGAUGGAUGAUGUGCUAUCCCAGGAAGAGGAGAUGGAAAGAGAAUGACAAAGAGGUGAUGCAGGGUGGGAUAGACGUAUAUGAAUGAAUCUGCUCUUGUAUUAAAAACAAGCCCCUUUUAAAAUCAAUCAAUCAAUCAACCAACUUCUUCCUUAA
Molecule: messenger RNA, 803 nt
Organism: Juglans regia (Persian walnut)
Lineage: Eukaryota; Viridiplantae; Streptophyta; Magnoliopsida; Fagales; Juglandaceae
Product: CASP-like protein 1F1
Exons: 4
Coding region: 84-635 (183 amino acids)
Source: RefSeq, a predicted model, not a curated record